Pieris macdunnoughi is the source of this 555-nucleotide messenger RNA. The record is from the annotation of a GenBank genome assembly. NCBI's taxonomy places the organism in Eukaryota, Metazoa, Arthropoda, Insecta, Lepidoptera, Pieridae.
AUGUGUAAUGAUUCGGAUCUGGUAGCUUUACAGGAGACCUGGCUUCUUCCCCAUGACAUACCUAUACUAGGGACUAUUUCCAAUAAUUUCGAUUAUACAGGUAAGUCUGCAGUGGAUACAUCUGCCGGCUUACUGACUGGGAGACCUUAUGGGGGAGUGGCAAUUCUCUGGAGAGUGGGUGUUUUUGGUACAGUUUCUGUUAUUGAUUGUAAUAGUCCUAGUGAGGCUCAUGGAACGAGACGAUGGUUGGACCACUGCGUUGUAUCCGUGUCGGCUUGGCAUACCGUUAUUAAUGUAGAAAUUAAAGAAGAUGUGUAUAUGUCUGAUCAUUUGCCUAUAUUCUUGGAAUGUGAUUUGGGGGUUGUCAGAUAUAAGAAUCUGAUCUCUGACCUGUCACGUAGUGCAGUUACCUGGGGUGAAAGAGAUAAUGCUCAAAUAAAUAGCUACCGUGAUCUUUGCAACAAUUAUUUAAAAGGAGUCGAUUUCCCUCAGGAGCUAGCCAGCUGCUGUCACAGAUCAUGUUCAUUGCCAGGGCACAAGCUUAUCACUACAUAG